UUAAAUUGUAUGCAAUGACUAUAGUUAUGUUUUUACUCUUUUUUGUAUUAAAGUGUAUUACUAAUGAAACAGUCGAAGAUGGAAGCGAUGCGGAAGAACUUGAUGUGGAUCCCCGAGUUAGAGAGUUUUAUAAAAUUAAUGCCGAAGAACUCCAGAAAAGACAAAUCAAAGAGUUUGCUGACGCUCUCGGCUACGGUUAUGUAGAUGAGGAAGACAUUAAAGAUGCUCAGUUUGCGACAGAAGGGCGCAUUGAGCAUGUUCCGGAAUCGGACAGUAUAUCACGCGAGAAUGGAAGAAGCCGGGAAGUGAACCUCAAGCCGCGUGUUAAUCCUGCUAAUGGAACCGUCCGCUUAACAAAAGAAGACGGCACAGAUGAAAAACAUCUAACCGACGAAAUACAUAACCAUGGGGAAUUGCGCUAAACAGAAGACCAACACGGGCCGACGUUG
Mya arenaria is the source of this 449-nucleotide messenger RNA. RefSeq lists its product as uncharacterized. The coding region runs from base 15 to 422 and encodes 135 amino acids. The transcript is spliced from 2 exons. The record is from RefSeq and is a predicted model, not a curated record. Lineage: Eukaryota; Metazoa; Mollusca; Bivalvia; Myida; Myidae.